UAAAAACACUUGUCAAAGACGACGGUAAUUUUGUAAUUUGAAAGUUUGUAAACAUUAAAAUCAGAAAUUCCAAUUCCAGGUGCUUUUGUGUCUCAAUAAUAGCCAAUGGAGGAUUACCUUAAUUAUACUUUAAAUGUUCUGAAAUCACGAAAUUAUGUUAAUCUCACCAUUGUCCUUGGUAACGAGAGUUGUGAUCUCGAUUCAGCAGUCAGUUCCCUCGUUUACGCUACAUUUCUACAUUGGCAGCACCAAAAAAUGAAAUGUAAAGUUUGUACAAGAAAUAAAAGAGAUGAAAGUACAUACAAAGAUGACAUUUUUGUAUCUUUAUUAGAUGUAGAUAGACAGGACUUACCUUUGAAGACAGAGGUUGCAUUUUGUUUUAAGGAAUAUGGUCUGAGAGAUAAUUUUUUGCUUUUUAGAGAUGAUAUAGAUCUAAAAAAGUUAGUGGAAGAUAGUAAAAUUAAUAUUGUACUAGUGGACCAUCAUGUUUUGUCAAAGAAGUAUGAGUUUUUAUCCCCAUAUGUCACAGAAAUUAUAGACCACAGGCCUAUUGAUAAGAAUAACUGGAGUUACAAAGAUGAUGUAAGGAGUACGAUAGAAAUUGUAGGAUCUUGUUGUACACUUGUAACUCAAAGGAUUCAGGAUCUUUCAGCAUUAAUGAAUAGAGGUGAUUUCUUUGAAGAUUACAAAGUGUGUGCUGAUUUAUUACAUAGUGUAAUAUUAUUAGACACAGUGAAUUUUUCCAAAGAAGUAAAUAAAGCAACGCCACAUGAUAUAGAUAAAGUGCAAUUUCUCGAAACUAUAUUGAAACCUAGUGAUUGUAUUGAAGAAAGGAAAUCAAAAGUGCAACGUCUAGUUGAAGCGAGGUCUGAUGUGGCGUUACUCAACGCCGCACAAUUAUUGAGGAAGGAUUUUAAAAUUGUCGGCGACGUUUUCAUACCCAGCUUUCCGAUAUUGGUUGAGGUAUAUCUAAGAAAACCCGAAGCCCUAAAGGCCGUUAGCGAAGCACUGUCGCAAAGGAAGUGUACCGUAGCCCUACUUCUAGGCAUGGACUUAACAGGAGCUCUGCGUAGAGAUGGGGCUAUUAUCAGUGAUGAUGCGGAAAAAGUUGAAUUAUUAUCAAAAAUACUUCAAGAAUGGACAAGUCCGUGCCUCCAAUUAUCGCCAGAGGAAAAAUCUGAAUGUUUCUUUUUUAAACAAUUGAAUUUAUCAGCAUCAAGAAAGCAAUAUAUAGAACCUGUUAACGAAUUUUUAAAUAAUUGUAAUUAAUGUUUUAUAUAUUGUUAAUAAAGUUGUUGUU
Messenger RNA from Pieris rapae (cabbage white), 1300 nucleotides. RefSeq names its product exopolyphosphatase PRUNE1 (gene pn). NCBI's taxonomy places the organism in Eukaryota, Metazoa, Arthropoda, Insecta, Lepidoptera, Pieridae. The record is from RefSeq and is a predicted model, not a curated record. Bases 106 to 1269 code for a protein of 387 amino acids. The transcript is spliced from 8 exons. Gene Ontology annotation, cellular component: cytoplasm. Gene Ontology annotation, molecular function: exopolyphosphatase activity.